This is a messenger RNA of Dictyostelium discoideum AX4, 1512 nucleotides long. RefSeq lists its product as hypothetical. The record is from RefSeq and is a predicted model, not a curated record. The coding region runs from base 1 to 1512 and encodes 503 amino acids. The transcript is spliced from 3 exons. Gene Ontology annotation, molecular function: catalytic activity. NCBI's taxonomy places the organism in Eukaryota, Evosea, Eumycetozoa, Dictyosteliales, Dictyosteliaceae.
AUGGCAACAACUAUAAAAAAUGCUCUCAAAAACCCAAAUAUUAACAAUAACAAUCAUCCACCUAAAAACAACAUUAACACCCCACCAAUCAACGAAAUUGCAAGUUCCAAUCGCAAUAAUAACCCACUUCAAAAUAGUGGUUCAAAAGCUACACUAAAUGAAUCACUUGAUAUUAACAAUCAAUCCCAAAACAAUAAUGAAAUUUCACACAAAAGAUUCACUGAAAACCCAAACAAUCAACACAAUUCCUACCAAAAAGCUGUUGACACACUACAACUACUUAUAUCAAAACUUCCACCUCGUCCAACAAUCUCAAUUCUCACUGAACUCAAUUCAUCACCAUUACAACUUAAACAUGAUUUUCCCGAUCAUAUCAUCUCUGUCACCAAACGAGGAAAUGGUGUAAUCAUCCUUAACCAUAACCCAAACACACUCAAACUCAAACACAUAUCAACAAUUGAUGGUAGAGCUAUUUUAGUAGACGUUAUAUUUCCAAAUCAAUUACCAAUUGGUAUUCUUGGAAUUUACGCACCAGCAUCAAAUAAUACCAUCAAAAAGAAUUCAUAUUCAACUUCACUACAAACACUUCCCCACAUCCACUCAACAAACCCAAUACCAAACCAAUCCCAACAUGUGUCUAUUAUCGCAGGAGAUUUCAACUGUAUCCACAACGACAAUUCACUAUUAUAUGAUAUUAUCCAAUCCUACACAUACCAACACCGUCUAAUUGAUCAAGGUGAAUUUAAAAACACUCCAACUCAUACACAUGGCAACAGAUUAGAUAGAAUAUAUACUCAAUACAAUAGAAUAGACCCUGAAAAUAUAUAUUCACAAGUCCACCAAAUUCCAUCUUCAUUAUCAGAUCAUAAUCCAGUAUCAACAACAAUUUCUUCACCUUUUCAAAUAAAAAAACAUAAGAAAAGAUGGAUAUUAUCAUCUGGUACUGCAAAUGACCAUGAAGCAAUCAAUAUUAUCAAUCAUUUAAUAACUAAUCACAAUAACACAUCAAUCAAUCAAUUUUCAAAUUGGUCAAAAGUAAAAUCAAAAAUUAUUAAAACUCUAAAAAACUAUCAAUAUAACAAAGACAAACAAACUCAACGUGUAAAACAAAUACCAUUAGAAAAAGCAGCAAAAUUCAAACAUCUUGAAGAACAAUGCAUCGCUGAAUACAAUAAUAUAUGUAACAAAAACAAAUUACAUCAAAACCACACAAACAUAUUAAAAAAACAUAUUAGAUCAAAAGAUGCAAAAAUUGAAUCAAUCCAAUAUGGUAACAUCAUUACAUCCGACCCCGACCAAAUUGAAAAUGCUUUUGUUGAAUUCUACACAAAUCUAUAUAGCUUACAAAUAUGUUGUCCAAUUACUCACCAGCUCAUGCUAAACACAUGGCCCAUCAUAAAAAAUGAAUAUUGGAAUGGUUUAGACUCACCAUUUAUACAAGAUGAAGUUGAAGCUGCAACAAAUCACUCGGUCCAGAUGGCGUUACAAAUGCAUUCUACAUUAAUCAUUUAA